This is a messenger RNA of Solanum stenotomum, 874 nucleotides long. Its product is annotated as kirola-like. The record is from RefSeq and is a predicted model, not a curated record. Bases 94 to 546 code for a protein of 150 amino acids. NCBI's taxonomy places the organism in Eukaryota, Viridiplantae, Streptophyta, Magnoliopsida, Solanales, Solanaceae. Gene Ontology annotation, biological process: defense response. The transcript has 2 exons.
UUAUUGAAUAAUCAUUGUAAAUGAUAUCAACACUUGUCCUCUACAAUUUUUUUUAGUGUCACUACAUCUUUUUAUUUCUAAGUCUUUAGUAAAAUGGAUCUAAAAUCUGUAUUGUGUGUCAAGAUAGAAAUAAAGGCCAACAAGGAUGUGUUUCAUGAUGUUUUUACAAAUAAACCACAUCACGUCUCUACUAUGUCUCCUUUGCAUGUACAAGGUUUUGAUCUUCUUGAAGGUGACAUUGGAACUGUUGGAUCCAAAAUUUGUUGGACAUAUACCCUUGAUGGGGAAAAGAAGAUUUCUAAACAAAUACUUGAAGCUAUAGAUCAUGAAAAAAAGGUGCUCGUACUCAGAGAAUUUGAAGGAGAUGUAACAGAUAAAUAUAAUAGUUUUAAAGCAACUCUUCAUAUAGAAACAAAAGACGAAAUCGAUUUGGUUAGCUGGACAUUGGAGUAUGAAAGGCCAAAUGAGAAUGUCCCUGAACUUAUAAGUUUGUUGGACUUCGUUGUUGGUAUGACAAAAGCUAUUGAUGAUCACCAUGCCAAUUGAUGGGAUCUAUGUUGCUCGGACUAUUAAAAAAUGUCAUCAGGUGUGUGUCGAAUCCUUUAAAAAUAGUGCAUUUUUUAAGGAUCUGACACAAGUAUGACAAUAUUUUUGAAGAAUCCGAGCAACUUAGGAUGGGAUCAUAUAUAUUCAUGUGAGCUUUACAUAAAUACCAUAUGCUUUGUUUGUUGUUUGUCCAUGUUGAUUGUGUACUUUUUUUUAUGUUUGUUGUGUCUUUCUCAUGUAAGUGAUAUGUUGGCAACUAUGUUAACCUGUGUGUUGUGUAAUAAGACAUAGGUAUGAAGUUUAUAUAUAUUGAUCUUCGCCUCCUCCU